AUGAGUCUGAGUCGUACCAAGCGGAUCAGCUCCAGCAGCUCGGUUCGGAGCAGCAGCGGGACAAGGAGGCUGAGCGGUUUCGGUGCAGGUCAGGGGGGUUUCAGUGGCAUCUCCUUGAGCAGCAGCUCUCUCUAUGCAGGCACCAACGGGCAUCACCACGGCCUGGCUGCCCCGCUGGCGUCCCUUUCAGUUAACAAGAGCCUGCUGGCUCCCCUCAACUUGGAGAUCGACCCCACCCUCUCCAUGAGCCGAGCCCACGAGAAGGAGCAGAUCAAGAGCCUCAACAACCGCUUUGCAAGCUUCAUAGACAAGGUGCGUUUCCUGGAGCAGCAAAAUAAGAUGCUGGAGACCAAGCUGGAGCUGCUGCAGGGCCAGGGCGUGGGCCGCUCCAACGUGGAGCCUCUGUUUGAGGCCUACAUGGCGGGUCUGAGGCGCCAGAUGGACCUGGUCAACAACGACAAGACCAAACUGGACGGAGAGCUGAGGAACAUGCAGGGCCUGGUGGAGGACUACAAACACAAAUAUGAGGAAGAGAUCAACAAGAGAAACAACCUGGAGAAUGACUUUGUCAUCUUAAAGAAGGAUGUGGACUCGGCCUAUCUAGUGAAAGCGGAUCUGGAAGACAAGGUGGGAGCUCUGACUGAUGAGAUCAACUUCCUGCGCAGCGUCUAUGAGGAGGAGCUGCGCGAGCUGCAGGCCAGUAUCAAAGACACGUCUGUGGUGGUGCAGAUGGACAACAGCCGCAGCCUGAAUAUGGAGCAGAUAGUAGCCGAGGUCAAAGCCCAAUAUGAGGAGAUCGCAGCCCGCAGCCGCGAGGAGGCUGAGGCCUGGUACAAAAACAAGUUUGACCAGAUGUCGGUGCAGGCCAGCCAGUUUGGAGACGAGCUUCGCAUUGUGAAGGGAGAGGUGGCCGAAGUCAACCGAAUGAUCAGCAGACUGCAGAGCGAGAUAGAGGCUGUCAAAGCACAGCGUAGCGGUCUGGAGAACCAGCUGGCUGAGGCUGAGGAGCGUGGAGAGCUGGCUGUGAAAGAGGCCAAGGCCCGGACAAGGGACCUGGAGGACGCCCUGCAGAGGGCCAAGCAGGAUAUGGCCAGACAGCUCCGAGAAUACCAGGAUCUGAUGAACCUGAAACUGGCCCUGGACAUUGAGAUCGCCACCUACAGGAAGCUGCUGGAAGGAGAGGAGGACAGACUUGGACAGCAGUCUAUCCUCCACAUCCAGUCUGUUUCCAAUUACAGUACUAAAAGUACUAACGGCUACCAUAGUACCACCAGCUCCCCUGCCCCUAAACUGCUGAUAAAGACAACUGAGACCAGAGACAGCUCCAGAUUCAGCAUUCACUGAGAGGACACACACAUACACAUACACAUACAGACACAGACACAC
Myripristis murdjan (pinecone soldierfish) is the source of this 1386-nucleotide messenger RNA. RefSeq names its product keratin, type II cytoskeletal 8. Gene Ontology annotation, cellular component: keratin filament. The record is from RefSeq and is a predicted model, not a curated record. Gene Ontology annotation, molecular function: structural constituent of skin epidermis. Gene Ontology annotation, biological process: intermediate filament organization; keratinization. Lineage: Eukaryota; Metazoa; Chordata; Actinopteri; Holocentriformes; Holocentridae. The coding region runs from base 1 to 1344 and encodes 447 amino acids. The transcript is spliced from 10 exons.